Messenger RNA from Neopsephotus bourkii (Bourke's parrot), 1615 nucleotides. It is a transcript of the gene FLAD1, whose product is annotated as flavin adenine dinucleotide synthetase 1. Lineage: Eukaryota; Metazoa; Chordata; Aves; Psittaciformes; Psittacidae. The transcript is spliced from 7 exons. The coding region runs from base 16 to 1551 and encodes 511 amino acids. Gene Ontology annotation, molecular function: FMN adenylyltransferase activity. The record is from RefSeq and is a predicted model, not a curated record. Gene Ontology annotation, biological process: FAD biosynthetic process.
CGGCGCGCCGGGCCCAUGUGGGGAGGGCUGCGGGGGGCGCUGCGGGCGGGCGGGGCUUUGCGCGCCGCCUCCUCCCGCCCCAUGGCGGCCCCCGGCCCCUCUGCGGCGCGGGGCAGCACCGCCGGCAUCAUCGUCAUCGGCGACGAGAUCCUCAAGGGCCACACGCAGGACACGAACUCGUUCUUCAUGUGCCAGCGGCUGCGCGCCCUGGGCGUGCGGGUGGCGCGGAUCUCGGUGGUGCCCGACGACGUGGAGGCCAUCGCGGGCGAGGUGGCCGCCUUCGCCGCCCGCUUCACCUUCGUGCUCACCUCGGGGGGCAUCGGCCCCACGCACGACGAUGUGACCUUCGAGGCCGUGGCCAGGGCCUUCGGCGAGCAGGUCGCUCCCCACCCCGAGCUGGUGGCGCUGGUGCACCGGUUCUUCGGUGCGACGGACGCGCAGUGCCCCGAGAUGAAGCUGGCGCGCGUCCCCGCAUCCUCCCGCCUCAACUACGGCGCGGGCAGCGCCUUCAAGUACCCGUUGGUCAGCGUGCGCAACGUCUACAUCUUCCCCGGCAUCCCAGCGCUGAUGGAGCGCGCCCUGGACGGCUUCGCCCACCUCUUCCGCAGCGAGCAGACCCGGUUCCACUCCCGCACCGUCUACGUGGCGGCCGACGAGGUGCUCAUCGCGCCCGCCUUGGACCAGGUCAAUGCCGCCUUCCAGGGCCGCGUCAGUUUGGGCUCCUACCCGGACUGGGCCAGUAACUACUACCGGGUGAAGCUGAUGCUGGACUCGGAGUCGGAGCAGGACCUGGAGGAAGCGCAUCGCUUCUUGAUGGAGAAGCUGCCGCCGGGCGUUGUUGUGCCGUCGGUGACGGACUGCAUCGCACCGGCGGCCACGGAGGUUUACGGCCUGGCUGAGUCAGGCUCAGCCCUGGGGCAGAAGGUGGCAGCAGCUCUGCGGACCAUCGAGGAGGCUUUGGAGCGGUACAGCCUGGCCCAGCUCUGCGUGGGCUUCAACGGGGGCAAGGACUGCACGGCCCUGCUGCACCUCGUCCAUGCUGCUGUGGAGAGGCGGUACCCGGCGAGGCAGGAGAAGCUGCGGGUGCUCUACAUCCGCAUCGUGUCCCCCUUCCCCGAGAUGGAGCAGUUCAUCCAGGCCACGGUGCAGAGGUACAAGGUGCAGCUCUGCACCGUGGAGGGCUCCAUCCGGGAGGCUCUGGUGCACCUGAAGGAGCAGCAGCCGCAGCUCGAGGCCGUGCUGAUGGGGACGCGGCGCACGGACCCCUACUCACGCACCUUGACCCCCAUGUGCCUGACAGACCCCGGCUGGCCCCCAUACAUGCGGGUGAACCCCUUGCUGGACUGGACCUACCGGGACAUCUGGGAGUUCCUGCGCCAGCUCUUUGUCCCCUACUGCAUCCUGUACGACAAGGGCUACACAUCGCUGGGGAGCAUGGCCAACACGCUCAAGAACCCGGCGCUGCGCUACACCGACAGCCAGGGCCGGGACCGGUACCGGCCUGCCUACGAGCUGCAAAACGAGGAGGAGGAGCGCACGUCCCGCCGGUGAAGGCCCCACGGGCACCGCUGGCUACGGCACUGAAUAAACCUGCUGCCCGCCAGCACUGAAUAAA